AAGAAUUUUCAAAAUUAGUUAAAAAAGGAAAGCAACGGGUGUCGUAAAAAAAGAAAGCUCCUUUCCCGUCUUUUCUGUGCGUCUCCUUUCUCCAGCGUCCGAUCAAAGAAAAAAAAAACGAGGAAAUCCUCGAACAAAGUCUCCUUCCUCUGAGAGCAGCGCGCCAAAUACAAAAUUAUCCUCUUUCACUCACCUCUGUCAGGUACCAUUCUCUCUCAAUUCUCUUCCAUGCCAGACUUAGGGUUACACGAUCUUGCUGAUAUGGCGGAGCCUCCCACCAGUCCGCCCGGUGGCAGUCACGAGAGCGGCGGCGAGCAGAGCCCUAUCACUGGUGGUGCUCGCGAACAGGACCGAUUUCUUCCGAUCGCUAACAUUAGUCGGAUCAUGAAGAAGGCCUUGCCUGCUAAUGGCAAGAUCGCUAAAGACGCUAAGGAUACUGUCCAGGAAUGCGUCUCCGAGUUCAUUAGCUUCGUCACUAGCGAGGCGAGUGACAAGUGCCAGAAGGAAAAGAGGAAGACUAUUAAUGGCGAUGAUUUGCUUUGGGCAAUGGCGACGUUGGGAUUUGAGGAGUAUAUUGAUCCGCUUAAGUCGUACCUUACUAGGUACAGAGAGUUGGAGUGUGAUGCUAAAGGAUCUUCUAGGGGUGGUGACGAAUCUGCUAAAAGAGAUGCAGUUGGGGCCAUGCCUGGUCAAAAUUCCCAGCAAUACAUGCAGUCGGGAGCGUUGACUUACAUUAACACCCAAGGACAGCAUUUGAUCAUUCCUUCAAUGCAGAAUAAUGAAUAGGAGUCACCUGCAUCCCACUUGGAUUGCCUGAAAUCUGAGGCUGGUAGAAGCGUUCAACGCCUAUAUAGCAUCUUUACAAUCGAUUUGGCUAAUUUAUUAUGAUAUGAGAUGAUAUUGUAAUCUAUAUUUUUGUGGUUUCUGUGUUGGUUCUGGAUUUGAUUUUGGUUUGGGCUUUAAGGUGGGCUUCGAUUUUAUUGAUGCUCUCGUCAGCUAAAGUUGUUGUAAAAUUUGGGACCUUCAAUUUAGUAUAGUUGCUUCAGUAAUUUGAAAACUGGAAAUAUUAUUCUCUUUCCAACUUCUGUUGCUUUUGCUUUAAUGACACUGGUUUCGAACGACUAAGAAAGUGCUA
Cucurbita pepo subsp. pepo (vegetable marrow) is the source of this 1135-nucleotide messenger RNA. Its product is annotated as nuclear transcription factor Y subunit B-1. Gene Ontology annotation, cellular component: nucleus; CCAAT-binding factor complex. Gene Ontology annotation, biological process: regulation of transcription by RNA polymerase II. The record is from RefSeq and is a predicted model, not a curated record. Lineage: Eukaryota; Viridiplantae; Streptophyta; Magnoliopsida; Cucurbitales; Cucurbitaceae. Gene Ontology annotation, molecular function: protein heterodimerization activity; RNA polymerase II cis-regulatory region sequence-specific DNA binding; DNA-binding transcription activator activity, RNA polymerase II-specific.